Psylliodes chrysocephalus is the source of this 494-nucleotide messenger RNA. The record is from the annotation of a GenBank genome assembly. Lineage: Eukaryota; Metazoa; Arthropoda; Insecta; Coleoptera; Chrysomelidae.
UUAUUUUCUAUAUGUAAAGUUUCAAAGUUGUCUGUAAAAGAAUGAUUUUCAGCCAAAAUAUGAUUUGAGACUAACCAGUUGUUUCCUGUGCUUUGUUCGAGAUGUUCCAAAUUCUUCCUGUUAUCGCUGCUUCGUAUUUCAAUUUGACUACACUUCCUGUAGAGAUGUGGUCAGCAAUCUUAAGAUAUCUAGACCCAGUGUCUCUAAUUAAUGUUGCUAGAUCAACACCUUAUUUACUUGAUGUCUGUCAAGGAGACCCAAUUUUAAGAAAACAAUUACAACGAGGAUUAAAAGAAGAGAAAAAUCUUGCUAUAGAUUUGAUUGCCAAUCCACGAAAGAUUCUCAUAGCUAAGAGAAGAUUGCUUGCGAAGCAGGCAUUUCACAAUGUGUUCGAGGAAAACGAAAGAUAUACAAAUAUUUUGAAGAGAAAAGCUUCAAGAAACUUGGACGAUAAUCAUAGACCAAAAAAGAAGGUUAAACUAUGUAGAAUUUGA